Messenger RNA from Sarcophilus harrisii (Tasmanian devil), 2314 nucleotides. It is a transcript of the gene PTGES3, whose product is annotated as prostaglandin E synthase 3. The record is from RefSeq and is a predicted model, not a curated record. Gene Ontology annotation, biological process: chaperone-mediated protein complex assembly; prostaglandin biosynthetic process; telomerase holoenzyme complex assembly. NCBI's taxonomy places the organism in Eukaryota, Metazoa, Chordata, Mammalia, Dasyuromorphia, Dasyuridae. The transcript has 9 exons. Gene Ontology annotation, molecular function: protein-folding chaperone binding; prostaglandin-E synthase activity; Hsp90 protein binding. Bases 16 to 1080 code for a protein of 354 amino acids. Gene Ontology annotation, cellular component: cytosol; nucleus.
GGGUCGCGAGGCCAAAUGCAAGGGGGCAAAGGCAGCUCCAAGACUGGGCCUUUCACACCCACCCCCAACUUUUGGCCCGCGACCAGCUCUUCCUCGCGGGAAGGACAGCCCUGGGGGGGGGGGGGGGGGUAUGCGAUUCAAUCACCUCUCCUCCGGCCUACAUUUUCUCGGCCUCCCAGCUGGGGCGAAGUGGGGGAGGGGAGUUUAAGACCAUGGGCCAUUAGUCCCGCCUCAGCCCGCGGGCGAAUAACCAGCCACCUCCCCGCUAGCCUUUCCCAGCCGACUUCACCCUCCCCAUUUCUCGGAGGUUUCCCUAGAAGAUCACGCAAAAGCACGAGCCCAGACGGUUGGGUAGCCAACGGUUUUCCAACGAGAGGAAGAGCCUUUCUCGUCGCGCGGUGCAUUGUGGGAUCCAGGCCAAGCCCGCCGCCGUCGCCUCCGCCGCCGCCUGAGGGGAGAGCGCAAGAGAGGAGAGGCCGCUACCGGUGGAGGAGGAGGCACCCGAGCCGGAGCCGCCCGCCUGAAGGGAGUUGGAGGCAUCGCUGCCGCCUGAGAGACCCACCCCGCCCGUUCGCCCGCCCCCCUACCCCAUUCACAAUGCAGCCUGCUUCCGCUAAGUGGUACGACCGGAGGGACUAUGUCUUUAUUGAAUUUUGUGUUGAAGACAGUAAAGAUGUUAAUGUAAAUUUUGAAAAGUCCAAACUUACUUUCAGUUGUCUUGGAGGAAGUGAUAAUUUUAAACAUUUAAAUGAAAUUGACCUUUUUCAGAUUAUAGAUCCAAAUGACUCCAAGCAUAAAAGAACAGACAGAUCGAUCUUAUGUUGUUUACGGAAAGGAGAGUCGGGACAGUCAUGGCCAAGGUUAACAAAAGAAAGGGCAAAGCUCAAUUGGCUUAGUGUGGACUUCAAUAAUUGGAAAGAUUGGGAAGAUGAUUCUGAUGAAGACAUGUCCAAUUUUGAUCGCUUCUCUGAGAUGAUGAACAACAUGGGAGGUGAUGAAGAUGUAGAUUUACCAGAAGUAGAUGGAGCAGAUGAUGAUUCACCAGACAGUGAUGAUGAAAAGAUGCCAGAUCUGGAGUAAAGAAGAAAGUGUCGUCUUCAGGGUUUUGGGAAAGAAAGAUAACUUCAUUGCAAAAUUUUCAUAAUUGAGAUAAUUCCUGCGUUGGUAGCUCUAAAGGCAGAUACUGAAUUUGCCUCCUUUAAUCCAUUUUCAAUCUGUUUGUUUUAAAAAGGCUUCACUAAGGGUUGAUGUGUACUAUUGUAUGGGUCAGUUUUAAGUCAGCUGAGGCAAUAACCUUAUGCAUGAACAUUUUUUCAGACUUCCAAGAAGCAAUUGAGGUAUAGGCAAUGGAUGGACCCAGUCAUUGCAGUUUAAAAAAAAAAAAAAAAAAAAAAGGUUCACUGAGUCUCUUUACUGCUUUAUAAUGCAGAUGCUGACGUGAUAAGAAAACUUAGCUUAUUUUAAAUAGUUUAAAAUCACUUUCCCCUAAUCAACAGGGUAGACUAAAGAGAAUUUAAAAAUGUUCAGAUUUUAGUACACAGAAUCAAACUGCUGAAGCAAGUUUAAUUGGCUGACAAUUUAAGCUGACAACAUUGCUGUACCUCCCAAGUGUCUCCAGGAUUGUUCCACUAAUGUUUUAUUUAAAAAAAAAAAAUAUUCACUUCACAUUGUUGUAUUUAAAUGAUCACUAGUUAGUGUUCCAAAUGUAUUUUAGCUAAAACUAGUGAAGCCCUAAUUUAAAUGGUUAUGAAGCCUGUACAUUUGGUAUUGUUUGACCCUUAAGCUUUUACAUCUCUUACUUAGUAUGGAGGAGGAAGAACAGCUAUACAUUGUUGCUUGUCAAUCUGUACAUUUAGACCAAAUUUGUAUUUGCACUGUCAGUAUGGAAAACGAGUGACAAAACGUUUAAUACACUAUUGGAUUUUUUUUUUUUUUUUGAUUUUUUUUUUUUUCUGGACUCAGCUUAUAACAAGGCUGAAAAAAACUUCAAUUUGUGUUCAGAACAGUGGGGAUUUUUUUUUUAUGUCUGCAUUCUUUCUAAUAAACAGUUGAAGACUUCUUGGCUGUCCUUUUAAGUGUCUGGUUUACUGUAAUUUCAUGUAUUCUUACUAUUUACUGGAAUGGAAUUUUUAUUUUUACUUGAGGAAGAAUAUAGUAGAACUAUUUCCUCUUAAAUGAAGGAGGCUUGUUGUAAUGUUCCCAGGAAACCUUUUAAAAAGUGGAUCUGUAAUAGAACUUGUGGAUACACUUUACAACAUUUGAAAAAGAAAGUGUUGUGAUUUGACUGAAAUAAAACUAAAUGUGUUGUCCUCCU